CUCCAUGGCAUCUGCUGUUGCUGGUAUUGAUGAUUUCACCGUAACGAUGAAAAGGAAGGAGAAGGUGGCAGCAGUUCUGCCAUUGCAAGACCAUUUGCUGCCCCUCUCCAACCUCGACUUGCUCCUUCCCCCUGUUGACGUAGGCAUCUUCUUCUGUUAUAAGAAGCCUAUCAGCACAACCACCAAUAAAAAAUCAAGCUUCCCUUCCGUGGCCAGCACUCUCAAGAAAUCCCUUGCCCAAGCCCUUGUCUCUUACUACGCCUUUUCCAGUGAAGUUAUUACCAACUCCCUUGGUGAGCCUGGGCUCCACUGCAACAAUCGCGGAGUCGACUUCUUUGAAGCUUAUACAGACAUAGAGCUUCAACAUCUGAACCUUUACAACCCAGACGCCACCGUCGAAGGGAAGCUCGUCCCUAGGAAGAAAGAGGGGGUGUUCUGUGUUCAGGCAACGGAGUUCAAGUGCGGUGGGGUGGUUGUGGCAUGCUCAUUCGACCACCGAGUAGCUGAUGCCUACUCAGGGAACAUGUUCUUGGUAUCAUGGGCGGAGAUGGCUCAGUCAAAAUCUAUCUCUAACCAGCCAUCUUUCCGUCGAUCCUUACUCAACCCGAGGCAUCCUGGCUCCUACGAUGUCUCCAUUGACGACAUGUACGUGCCACUAUCAUCGUUGCCACCUCCAAAGAAUGAAGAACAAGCAGCCGAUGAUGACAAGAUCAUAAGCCGCAUUUACUAUGUGACUGCCCAAGACAUCAAUGGGCUUCAGGCCCGUGCCAGCUCCGGCAGCUGCAAGAGAACCAAGCUCGAGUCGCUGAGUGCAUGCCUGUGGCAGAUUGUCGCGAAAAGUAUGAAAGACAGCACUAGAAGAUGCAAGAUGGGGAUUGUGGUUGAUGGGCGGACAAGAUUGAGUGAUGGGGAUAGACCCAACAAUUGCAUGUCAAAUUACUUUGGGAACGUGCUGUCGAUACCAUACGGAGAUGAGAGAGUUGAGGAGCUGACGAUGAGGCCAUUGAGUUGGGUGGCAGAGGUGGUGCAUGAAGCGUUGAGGGGGGGUGCAAGCAAGGAGCAUUUCUUGGGAUUGAUAGACUGGGUGGAGGCGAGACGGCCACAGCCAGCACUGGCAAAGAUAUAUUGCAAGGGAAGGGAAGACGGGGCAGCAUUUGUGGUGUCAUCUGGGCAGAGGUUCCCAGUAGAAAGAGUGGAUUUUGGGUGGGGGAAGCCAGUGUUUGGAUCGUAUCAUUUCCCAUGGGGGGGUGACGCAGGUUAUGUGAUGCCAAUGCCGAGUGCAAGUAGGGAGGGGGAUUGGGUAGUCUACAUGCACCUCUUCAAAGGCCAGUUGAAUCUCCUGGAAGCUGAGGAAGGCCAUAUCUUUCACCCCUUAACUCCUGACUACCUUAAUUUGCCUGCUACUGCUGCUGCAGCCUCCCAUGUUUCUGAUGCUCAAGAGGGAAUUCCAAGCAGUACCAACAGUGCUACUAGUACGAAUGUAGAAGACUGAGACAAGGUGAAGCAUUUUAACCUUGCAUGAUGUAGAUUCGUGAACGGGAUGCUUUACCACUAAGCUUGAGUUUUUGUUUUGUUUUGUUUUUUUUUUUUUUCUUUCUUUUUCUUUUUUUCCCCUUUUUUACCAAUUGAAAAUGGUGUUUACUCUCUCAAUCUCUCUCUCUACCAACUUGAAUUGAAAAAUUCUGAAAAGGAGACCUUAAAAUCCAAGAGAAAAAGGUCAGGUGCAAAAUCCUGAAUUUCAAAUCUAAUUGCAUUUGCUGGACUGCACUAUUCAGUGACCAUUUGCAACACUUGUGAUAAUGGGAAAGAUAGGUGCGCCAAGAUAAAUGGUGGCUGUCUACAAAAGGUGGCUGAGAAUAAGAAAUGCAAUUUCAUCAAAAUGUUCCACUUCUAGAUUCCCGUCAAACUAUUUUUAAAAGAGAUUGAUAGUUAAUAUGGACCGGGCUACAUCUGCCAGGAUUAGAAUGGUCCAAGCAAAGGCAGAGAGACAUUAUUACACCCAGGCCUGGCACAGUCAUGUAGCUAAGCAUCUAGCCCUUGGCAUGGUGCUGACUGCUAGCUUAUUACCCAGCCCGUUAUCACCCAUAUUACAUAAAUAAGCCCGGCCUUUAUGCAUAGGGUUGCACAAGCCCAGCACCAAACAGCUACAGGUCCAUGAAAUCUCAUGGCCAGGGCAUGAUUUGUUUAUCCUUUUGAUAUUGAUUGACCAUUCUUCAUGCUAUUGAUUGGAUGGUUAACAGAUGGUUGGGAUGAUUUGACUGGUUUGUACCAGGACCCGCAUGAAUCCACUAUCCUAGCAAACGUUUGGCCAUGUCAUGUGUCAUUUAAAAGCCUUAGGAAAAGGGCGAGGGGUGACACUGGAAAUGAUGAUGUUUUCAUUUCCUGUGUACAAGUUGAAUCCAUACAUUUCAGAUUUGUAACACUUUGUUUUAGUCUAGUAACCAAAGGUGCAUGGAAGACGAG
This is a messenger RNA of Magnolia sinica, 2463 nucleotides long. Its product is annotated as coniferyl alcohol acyltransferase-like. The record is from RefSeq and is a predicted model, not a curated record. The transcript is spliced from 2 exons. Gene Ontology annotation, molecular function: acyltransferase activity, transferring groups other than amino-acyl groups. The coding region runs from base 5 to 1492 and encodes 495 amino acids. Lineage: Eukaryota; Viridiplantae; Streptophyta; Magnoliopsida; Magnoliales; Magnoliaceae.